Acanthocheilonema viteae is the source of this 2823-nucleotide messenger RNA. NCBI's taxonomy places the organism in Eukaryota, Metazoa, Nematoda, Chromadorea, Rhabditida, Onchocercidae. The record is from the annotation of a GenBank genome assembly.
AUGCAUUUGGGCCCAAUACGGGUGGAUUACACGGAUAGAUAUCUCACAAAAGCAAGUGAGAGCAGCUUUUUUGGUUCACGGUGGCGAUUGUUUGGAAAAAUGGUAGCGACGAAAGUACCUCAUUACGGCGGACUCGUGGUACUUUCACCGCUUGUACAAAGUCCAGAGCAUAACGUGGUGCUUAUUUCACGGAAUAUCGAUGUUGAAUACGAUCAAAUAUUGCAUGUUGCAGGUGGAGAACAUACUGGAAUUGUUAUCAAUAAGCUUACCGAUGGAAAACCAAACUUAAAAUGUGAUGUAGCGCUCAACUUUUCUGUGUGGCUACGAAAUGCAGAUAUGAAGAAACAGGAAAACCGCUGCUUUCGUUUCCGGUUCUUCGAAGAUAUUGAAAAUGCUGACAAGCAUGCUGUAGCUCAGCAGUUCUUCCGGGAUCUUGUUAGCAUUUUUCCAAGAGAUUAUGUGACAUUUCUGAAGCGAAUUUUGAAGCUCAUGCAAAACGGUUAUGUUGCACUGCGAGAAAUCGAAAUUGAUAUGCAGUUUGCGAAAGAAAAUGAAACAUAUCAAAUGCCUGAUCCUAAGCAGUAUGAUUCUGGUUCGGAAGUUGAAAAUGUUACUAUAGCUCAUGUUCAAGAAGUUCUGGAACAUGCAUAUCCAAAUGGCUUAUCUGUGCAUAUUAUUGCGGAAUCUCUGCGUUGUACAAACAAGGAAGUUGAUGGAUUUCUCCAUGAACUAGAAGCACUUGGUAUUGUACAAAAAUUACAGAAUGAAUGGAUUCGUGUGAGUGCUGCUGACAAAAUUGAAUUGUCUCGAACUCAAAGCAGCUUCAGUCUUCGUGAUCAUCCCACUGUCGCAAUCUUAACUUGUUUGUUUGCUGAGAAACAAAGUAUUGAUGCGAUCAUUGAUAAUAGUACGACCGUUCAUCGUUAUCGAUCUGGUGGUGACUCCAAUAUUUAUACCCUUGGAUGGAUUGGAAAACAUCGGGUUGUUGCUACGAAACUGGCUGUUAUUGGUGUGUAUUUCGUUUAUUCUAUAGAAUCUGUCGAUAUCGUCAUCCUUGACGAUCCGACGGCACAUUACAGCAGUGGUAAGGAUAUAAAUUACCACUGUGGUAAAGGGCUUCGUCCACUUGUUUGUGAUAAAUUCUCCAAAAAUUGUGAUAGUCGUGAAGCAACAACAUCUGCAGGCUCAAUCACUACUCGUCUCCUUGGUAAUUUUCAACAUGUUGAGCAUGUGUUUAUCGUCGGUGUUGGUGGUGGUGUUGCUCAUUACACGGAUGCUACACGGCACGUACGUCUUGGUGAUGUCGUUGUCAGUGGUCCCGAUCCGAAUUCUUAUGUGUUUGCUCACGCCUACACUGUUGAUAGAGCAACAGAGCACGUGAAUGGCUUCUUAGUUCGAAAUUGGAAUCCUCAAGAUGCAAUCAUUACUCAUAUUGCUAAAAAUAUGGACGAAAAAAUGAUAGCAGAAUGGAAUUCGAUAACAAAAACAACCAUUGAUCAUUUGGAUGCUGCCAAUGGCGACAUGAGUUUUUCAAGACCGCCACCCCAAGCCGAUCUAUUGGCUGUGCCCGUAGGUAGUGGGCAGGUGGUUGUCAUUCCACAUCCGAAUUCAGAACGAGUUAACUCGGUAGUCCAUGUUGGUUCCAUUGGAGCAAUGGUUUCAUAUAAAAAGCAGACAUUUACUAAUGAAGAGCAGGUUGGUGAAGAUACGAGCGGUGCUACGGCUCAAUUGCGUGACAAAUUCGCCACAAAUCAUAAUUUACGUGCUGUUGAUGCUGGCUUCGAUUCCGUUAUUGCUGCCAUAAAUGGCUCACGAAUUGAUAGCUGGGCAUUGAUCCGUGGUAUUGCAGAUUAUCAACAUGGACAAAGCCGUGCUAGUCGUAUGUGGCAGGAAAUAUUUGCUGAAGAACAUGAUCGAUUGUACAGAGAAGCAAAAGCAAAAUCGGACUAUUCGUUGGUUACGAUGCACUAUUAUUCCGUCAUGUCCGUCAUUAUCGAUGAAUACUUCAGUGGGAGUUUUCAUUUUGCACCACCUCGACGUGAACAGCAAUCACUGACAGAUGCACUAAAAGAACUUCAUGAGCGAAUUGGCCACUGUUUGAAACUUACCAAAGGUAAAAAAUGUGUAGAUAUUGGAUGUGGCAUUGGUGGUGUUAUGCACGAUUUAGCUAUUACCGGAGCUGAUUUGACUGGUGUGACAAUAGUAGGGAAUGAAGUGGUAAUUGGAAAUGAACGCUUCCGGAAUGAAGGUCUCGAUAAUUGCUGCAUUGUGCAAGGGAACUGUUGCUGUUUACCAUUGAUGGAUAGUCAUUAUGAUUGUGCAUAUGCGGUUUAUGCAUUGAAAUAUUUGGAGGAUUUGAAACCAGCUCUACAAGAAAUAAAUCGGAUUUUGCGUCCGGGGGGAUUUUUCCUUGUUUAUGAUCUACUAAAAACUGACAAAUAUCAUUCUUCUUCAGAGGAACAUAAAACGAUUAUUAAGAAUUUGGAGUAUGCUUGCGGUAUGCCUCCUUUACACACAAAGGAAGAGACAAUAAGUGCGGCAAAAUUUUGUGGUUUGGAAUUGAUAGAAAAUAUCGAUCUUGACCGAGAAACUGGAAAUCCUUACUACUUUUGCUUUUCCCAUUCUCCUUUGUUCAUGUGGCUUAUUAACUCGUCAUUGAUUGAUUGGAUAAUUUCGAUUGCACAAACACUACAUAUUAUGCCUAGAGGAUUUCUGCGUUUUAAACGAAUAUUUCUGGCUGGCACAGUGAACAGUAUUGUUAAUGCUGGCAAGCUGGGGAUUCUUAGCGGCUCCGAAGUUCUGCUGUUUCAGAAAAUCAAGUAA